Messenger RNA from Owenia fusiformis, 1434 nucleotides. Lineage: Eukaryota; Metazoa; Annelida; Polychaeta; Sabellida; Oweniidae. The record is from the annotation of a GenBank genome assembly.
AAUUUCAAUUUAAAAUACAGAACAUAUUGUACAAGUGAGAUGUUUCAACAUUAUAAUUGCUUUAUAAAAGACUGAACGGACUGGUGGGGAUCUAUGAGCAUGCAAUGACACAUGCUGUUCCUCUGGGUGCUAUUCAUUUCCAUUUCUCACCCUUUUCACCGAAAAGGCCUUUAAAUCCAUGUGUUGCACUUUCAUCAUUGUUUAUUUCUUUAAUUUUAUUUUUGCAGUGAAUGAAGGUCAAGGCAUUUGUGUCACAUAUCGAUUGACAUCUGUCACACAGGUUGCUGAUGUAAAUACAGAUUUCACUAAUUACAGUGAAGUAACUUCACUGGAUGCACCACCAGAAGAAAAUGACACCAAUGGUACAGAUAAUAAUGGUGAUGACCCCACAGAUUAUAGUGGUGCUUCAUCUGAUUACGCCAAUGACAACACUUGUGAUAAGUCAGGGGCUCAUACAAAUGAUCAUUCCACCCUUUCACAAAAUCACGGCUUAGCAACAUGGACUUGUGGCAAGUGUCCGAAGACAUUCCAAACCAGAAGUGGUUUACUGCGACACAACAGAAAACAUACAAAUAUAUACCCCUAUUCCUGUGUCGAGUGUAGUAAAGGUUUCAAUUCCAAAGUGAAGCUCGAAGAUCAUAACAGGAUUCUCCAUGGUGCUCGUCGGUUCUUUUGCCCCUGCUGCAGCAAAACAAUAUGCUCAAACUAUGGAAAAAAGCAGCAUGUUGAUCUCCAUUCAAGUGAGGUUUUUGCAUGUCCCCAGUGUGAUAAAAAAUUUAAUGCUCGCCAUUACCUUCAAAGACACAUUAUCACUCAUUCAGUGAUCCAUACUUGUGACAUUUGCUUCAAAAAGUACUCGACCAAAGCACACUUAAAAGAUCACAUGAGGACACAUAACAGUGUAUUUUUUAAGUGUACCAAGGAUGACUGUUCAUUCCAAACCAACUAUAAAACUUCUCUUAAGAGACAUCUUGCUACUCAUGAUAAUAGAGAAUAGAUAUGGUAUGUUUUUUUGGUUUGAAUAGUGAGCCCAGCAAAGACUUAAGAGUACUACACUCAAGCAGACACUUCACUGCAAUCCAUAUAUAGUUGACAAAUGAAAUGCACAUUUCUAGAAAACAAGUAUUCUUGUCAGAUGUUAAUCUAUGUGCAAUACUGGCUGAAACACUAAUUGAAGUAUGAAGUGAAUUGAACGUUCCUGGCAAUUUCAUUGAAUGUCACCUGGCUGUUGGUGUCAACUUGUUUGGCAAUGAUGCCGCAAUAAUUGAAAAUAUGAAGAACAAAAAUAACAAACUGACCAUAACUAAUUACAAUUCAAUACAAUAAACAUACAUGUACAUAUAAAAUAAUUGUGCAGUAAUGCUUUUUUUACAUACAGUGUAAUCUGAGUACAACUGACAAAGAAAUUAACCCUGAUGGAAUUUACAAAUUAAA